AUGGAAAAAACUUUACAUUUAAAAGACUUAUAUAGAAACACAACUAUCAAAGAAUUAAAUUUAAGGAUUAAAAAUAUUUUAAGAGCCGAUCCAAUUAUACAAAAAAUUGUAUUUAAUGGAAGAAAAGUUGCUGGUGGAGAUAAAGAUUUACAAUAUUAUGGAAUCAAGAAAAAUAGUGUAUUGCAUUUAGACCUUUUGCCAUUUUCAUCAUCACCUUCUUUUAAGGAUAAGAAAGAUAAGAAGAAAAAUAUCAUAUUCAAGAGAUUUAUUAAUCCAAAUUUUAUAAACAAAUUAUAUGAUAAUGCUUUUCAUCUUCUUUCAUCACAUUGUAAUUGGAUAAAAUUUGCAAUAGACAAUAAACAAAUAAUUUCUAAAGACUGGAAGAUUUCUUAUCAUGGAGCAUCAAGGUUCAAACACAAUUCAAUUGCAAAUCAAGGAAAUAUUCUUCUUAGACAAUUAAAACACCAAGAACAUCAUCUUUCCUCAUCUAUAAAAUCUUAA
Molecule: messenger RNA, 501 nt
Organism: Entrophospora sp. SA101
Lineage: Eukaryota; Fungi; Glomeromycota; Glomeromycetes; Entrophosporales; Entrophosporaceae
Source: the annotation of a GenBank genome assembly